AUGGCCCCAGAUCCUCAAGACUGCAACACAUCAGGCAAGGUGAUCUCUGUUGAAUCACCAAGAUGCCAUUCGCCACCACGUCCGUCCUUCGUCUCCAGAGCCAAGUCUCAUAUGCUUGAAGAUGUUCGUCCUUCGCUAUUUGCCGAAAUAGAACUCCUCAUUCUCACCUUUUGCACCGGCAUCCAAGACGCCGUCUCCUUCCCCGACUACCAUUGCUUCGCGUCGAACCAAACCGGCAACACCAUCUUCCUCAUGCUCGCCAUCGUGCUGCCCCAGUCCAACGACAACAUGUUCAUAACCGCCUACAUCGGCGCCGCCCUCGGCGCCUUCCUCGCGGCCGGCUGGCUAACGGGCCAACUGAGCCAUAUCAUUGGGCGACGGCGCCGAUUCUGGCUGUUUCUCUGCAACGCCUUCCAAACGUGUCUCGUCUUCGCUGCCGCCGCUGUACAGUAUCGAUAUGGUACUCAGCUAGAGGGCCCUUCCGCUCUUGUGGUGCUCGCUUUACUGGCGUUUGCAUCGGGUAGUCAGGUGGUACAGUCUCGAUCACUUGCUAUGACGGAGAUUAGCACAGCGAUGGCGACGGCGGCUUGGGUGGAUCUUGUCAUCGACCCGAAUAUGUUUACGCUCAAGAACCGGCCACGGAAUAGACGAGUUAGCUUCCUCCUCGCCCUUGUGCUUGGCUGUCUUCUCGGGGCUGCAAUAUACAGGACUGCUGGGUCUGCGGUCGCCAUCUUCGUUUCUGCAGGGGGAAAGCUCUUAGUCACCGUGAUGUAUCUUUUCAAUGGUGCGGAAAAGCCAAAGGAAGAUCACGUUGAAAAAGGCCGUGAUCCGAGCUGUUAG
Pseudomassariella vexata is the source of this 840-nucleotide messenger RNA. RefSeq names its product DUF1275 domain protein. The coding region runs from base 1 to 840 and encodes 279 amino acids. NCBI's taxonomy places the organism in Eukaryota, Fungi, Ascomycota, Sordariomycetes, Amphisphaeriales, Pseudomassariaceae. The transcript is spliced from 3 exons. The record is from RefSeq and is a predicted model, not a curated record.